UCCCGCCUCAGGCCGCUCCCGCCUGGGCUGGGCCCCGCCCGCCGCUCCGCCUCUGCUGGAGCCCUCCGAGCCGCCAGGGGGCGCGCUGAGCGCUGCUGGCUUCCGGCGCCUCCCGCCACCCUCCGCUCUUUUUCCGCGGCCGCCGCCGACAUGGGACGCGUCCGGACGAAGACGGUGAAGAAGGCGGCGCGGGUGAUCAUCGAGAAGUAUUACACACGCCUCGGGAAUGACUUCCACACCAACAAGCGCGUGUGCGAGGAGAUCGCCAUCAUCCCCAGCAAGAAGCUGCGCAACAAGAUUGCGGGGUAUGUCACCCACCUGAUGAAGCGAAUCCAGAGGGGCCCUGUCCGCGGCAUCUCCAUCAAACUGCAGGAGGAGGAGAGGGAGAGGAGGGACAACUACGUCCCCGAGGUCUCUGCCCUUGACCAGGAGAUCAUUGAAGUGGACCCGGACACCAAGGAAAUGCUGAAGCUCCUGGAUUUUGGCAGCCUGUCCAACCUGCAGGUGACACAGCCUACAGUGGGAAUGAACUUCAAGACGCCCCGGGGAGCGCUCUGAGUCUGUCCCUGUGUGUCGCUUUUCCAAUAAACGUGAGGAAACCAC
Messenger RNA from Zonotrichia leucophrys gambelii, 603 nucleotides. RefSeq names its product ribosomal protein S17 (gene RPS17). The record is from RefSeq and is a predicted model, not a curated record. Gene Ontology annotation, cellular component: ribosome. Gene Ontology annotation, biological process: translation. Gene Ontology annotation, molecular function: structural constituent of ribosome. The coding region runs from base 151 to 558 and encodes 135 amino acids. Lineage: Eukaryota; Metazoa; Chordata; Aves; Passeriformes; Passerellidae. The transcript is spliced from 5 exons.